Molecule: messenger RNA, 469 nt
Organism: Cherax quadricarinatus
Lineage: Eukaryota; Metazoa; Arthropoda; Malacostraca; Decapoda; Parastacidae
Source: RefSeq, a predicted model, not a curated record
CCGACCCCAGACGAUGCAGUGUUUACAUAAUGAGUAAUAUUUACAAUGUUGCGAAUUUUCAGUGAACAUGACCCACGCCAGACUAAUUCAGAAACUUGAGGACGUAGGAGUUACAGAAGAUAAAGUAUUAAAAUGGACGAGAGUUUCUAUUUGAGAGGAAAAAAUGCUAACAGAAGUGGUAAAAAUAUCUGAUCCCACAAGGCAAGAGCUUGAGUUGACGCCAUGCAUAGAGACGAGAGGAAUUCUUCUCAGCCGCCGCAGACACACACAGGCCGCCUUGGAGAAGGAACAAAAUGAACACUGGAAGAUUGUGUGGAAAAAGAGAAUAGCUGAAAAUUUGGUAAAGAACGAGAUAUGGCUAUUAAAAAAAAACAUAAAGGAUAUUGGCCAGAAAAUUAAAAAUCUGAAGGACUUGGCAAUGUUGACUCAACAGCCACCCACACCGACCCCCAAAUCGGAUAACCUCUGA